CGUGCGUGAAACGCUGACGUCUGUCAACAAAACCUGGCAACCGCGCGGACGCUCGGUGAUGAUGUAGAAACGCAGCGACUCUAAACUGAAGUGGAAACACACGUGACUGAGAGAAAAGUGGAAACCUGAGUUUGUUUAUUUUAUUAAUAUUCAGUUUAUUCCGGGAGUUUCGUUCUUUAGUCCAACAUGAGUUCGUCAAUGCCGCAGAAGCGUUACUACAGACAGAGAGCCCAUUCAAACCCGAUGGCGUACCACACGUUUGACUACCCCGUGUGUCCAGAGGACAUGGACUGGUCCGAGCUGUAUCCGGACUUCUCCCCCGGAGACUCUGAGACCUCCAGGGUUGAGUUUGCAGACAUUGGCUGUGGCUAUGGAGGGCUGCUAGUGGAGCUAUCUCCACUUUUUCCAGACAAACUCAUCCUGGGCCUGGAGAUCCGAGUCAAAGUGUCCGAUUAUGUUCGGGAUCGGAUACAGUCGCUGCGUGCCUCAGAGCCGGGAAGCUACCAGAACAUCGCGUGCCUUCGCAGCAAUGCCAUGAAGUAUCUCCCUAACUUCUUUACUAAAGGACAGCUCAGUAAGAUGUUCUUCCUCUUCCCCGACCCGCACUUUAAGAAGACCAAGCACAAAUGGAGGAUCAUUAGUCCCACACUGUUGGCAGAGUACGCCUACACACUGAGAAUCGGGGGUUUGGUGUAUACCAUGACGGACGUGGAGGAAGUACACGUGUGGAUGGUGAAGCACUUCACCGAACAUCCGCUGUUUACACGCGUCUCCGAUGAAGAACUGGUCGGUGACGUCAUCAUAAGUCGUUUGGGUACGUGCACAGAGGAAGGGAAGAAAGUCCAGAGAAACGGAGGGAAGAAUUUCCUCGCAGUCUUCCGGAGGAUUGAGGAUCCAAACUUAAGACCGAACAGUUUGGACAUGAAAUGAACUGUGAUGAUGGUCUCAUGUAGUCAUCAUGUACACGGAGGAUAACGCUGCUCUGUGCAAGCUGGAGACUGUGGGCUGUUUGAGUUUUUCAUUCCACAGCACAAAGAGGAUUUCUAUUCAGACGUGUGAAGUGUUUUAUGCUUUUUUAUUUUUAUUGAUGUUUAUUUUUAAUGAUGUCUUUUUGGAUUUCCUGUAAAUCUGUAAAUUCGUUUAGUAAAACAAAAAGGCAAUGUUGGGUUUGGUUCAUUUUAGACCAUUUCUUGUGUUUUUAUGUUGCAGUUAUUUUCUUGUAGCCUUUCUCACAAAAAGAAAGUCUUCCAGAAAACUGCACCUUUUUUUUAUUUAUUUUUUUUAACUUUAGUCCAUGUCCUUUGACUUGAUUUGAGUUCAGGUUUUGCUCAUGAAGCAGAAUUAAAAAAUGAUACUUAAUUU
Molecule: messenger RNA, 1362 nt
Organism: Larimichthys crocea (large yellow croaker)
Lineage: Eukaryota; Metazoa; Chordata; Actinopteri; Sciaenidae
Gene: mettl1
Product: methyltransferase 1, tRNA methylguanosine
Exons: 6
Coding region: 187-930 (247 amino acids)
Biological process (GO): tRNA methylation; RNA (guanine-N7)-methylation
Cellular component (GO): tRNA methyltransferase complex
Molecular function (GO): tRNA (guanine(46)-N7)-methyltransferase activity
Source: RefSeq, a predicted model, not a curated record